CUGCUUCUGUCUACAUCUAUGGAUCGAGAUGUGAAAUGUUGGGAUCUGGGCUCCAUUUCUUGCUGUUGGUCAUUGAGUUCCCUGGGAGGCUUUGUGUACAGCCUGGCUUUUUCCCCUGUCGCUGCCGGAUGUCUGGCCGUUGGAGUAGGUGACAGUAUGAUCCGUGUGUGGAACACUAUGUCUGUGGUGAACUCGUAUGAUGUGAAAACACUGUGGCAAAGCAUCAGGUCCAAAGUCACUGCACUUGUACAAUAGCAGAUAAUAGGAAGAAUUGCAGUUAGUUGUCUGUGAAUUUGCUCCUUUUUCUCUCUCUAGGCCCCCACAGAUCUCUAGCACUUAUCAUAAAAAGACUGUGUACUCAAUGUGCUGGGGUCCACCACUGCCCCCAUUCUCAUUUGGAGCAGAAGGGGACCGACCUUCAUUCACCCUGUACAGCUGUGGUGGAGAAGGUAUCAUUUUUUCCAGCAUCAUCCCUGGAAACUUACCUUGGAGGCUCAGGAUAUUAACAAGCUGAUCCGAGACACCAAUAACAUUAAGCACAAGUUGCCUGCACACACCGAACUGAGCUGGAAACCUGACUCACAGCACUUAGCCAUUGGCAAUGAAGAUGGGAGUAUUGAAAUUUUCCGGGCGCCAGUGCUUCAGUUGAUCUGCACUAUCCAGCAACAUCAUAAACUGGUGAAUGCUCUUCGCUGGCAUCAUGACCACAGUGCGGAUUCAAACCUAAGCUUUCUCCUGGCAUCAGGAUCCAACAACGCUGUGGUUUACGUGCACAGCCUAAAGGGCGCACUGGAAAACUUCUCUGAUACCCCCAGCACCAUCACAGAGCCUUACCGAACCCUGUCUGGGCACACAGCAAAGAUCACAAGUCUUUCAUGGAGCCCUCACCAUGAUGCCAGACUGGCAUCUGCCAGCUAUGAUGGUACAUCACAGGUUUGGGAUGUUCUACAGGAGGAACCUCUCAGUAACUAUCGUGGGCACAAAGGGAGGCUUCUCUGUGUCCAGUGGUCUCCGGUAGAGCCAGACCAGGUGUGGACGGGAGCAGAUGACUUUUGCUUGCACAGUUGGUCCAUAUCCAGGCAGGAGCACAGCCGACCACCGAAAGGAAAGAAAGCUGUUGACAUGGAAAAGAAAAGAUCCUUGCAACCCAAAGUCAAGCCAAAGAAAAAGAAAAAGACAGACGGUCUUAAUCAAGACUCUGGAGGUAAUGCAGUUAGAGAAGAAAGUGAAAGUCCUCUCUCUCUAACACAAAAUGGGACAUCGGAUCAAGAAGAGGAACAGGGAUCCAUAGAAACCGUAACCGAGAUAGUAAACGAGAACAAGACUACACCACAGGAAGUUACAGCUACAAUAGAGUCUGACACUGUGCCAGAUCUGCCAUCAUCAUUGCCCACAGUGGAGGGACGUAGUCUCAGUCCAACCAUAAAAAGAGUGCCUGUUAAGAAGGAACAUGUAAAAGAAAAAACAGACACACGUGGAAGAAAGAAAAAGUCUCAGUCUCUCCUUCCUGUUAGUACCGGCAAAGAUCACCGGUCUAAGGAAGAACAGCAUCGAGAUUGUGUGAAACUGGCAGCGGCGGUUUGUACCAAAGAAGCUGAUGGAUCCCAAGCCCUGCUGGAAGAUUCUGUUCACCUUGGUCUGUAUAGUGAUCGAGCUGCUCUGCAUCGGCUCAUGGAAGAAGAGGGCAAAGCACAUCUUGAGGGUGGACACCCUGAGCUGCAGCACCACAUCAUGUUGUGGAAAGGGGACCUGAAGGGGACGUUACAACUUGCUGCAGAGAGGGGAGAGCUCACAGACCAACUGGUGUCACUGUCUCCCAUGGCUGGAUACAAGGUCUGGGUUUGGACAGUUGAAUCCUAUGUGAAGCAACUUUGCUUCCAGGAACAAUACACAAAAGCUGCUUCCCACCUUCUGUCUAUUAACAAAGUAUACGAAGCUGUUCAACUACUGCAAGGAAACCAUUUCUACAGGGAAGCUAUUGUUGUGGCUAAAGCACGCCUGCUCUCGGAUGACCCCAUAUUACGGGAGCUGUACACCAGCUGGGCUGCAGUGCUGGAGCAGGAUGGACACUACGCCAUGGCUGCCAAGUGUUACUUAGGGGCAUCCUCUCCCUAUGAUGCAGCUAAAGUCCUGGCCAAGAAAGGAGACCUGCUGUCUCUGACCACUGCAGCUGAACUAGCAUUACUUGCAGGAGAGAAGGACUUGGCCGCCUCCUUCGCCUUGCGCUGUGCACAGGAACAUGUCACUGUGAAGAACUGGGUUGGGGCCCAGCAAUGCCUACAGCCUCAUUCCAGCCUGCUGGGGCAGAGGCUGUUACUCUGUACCAGCGAGCUUCUUUAUAGUCAUAUUGCGGAGAAGACUGGGAUAGACUGGAAGACGCAGGCUUCCCCAUGUUUUCAUGAAUGGGCUGGCAGCGGCGGUGAGGACACUUUCAUGAGUAAACUCACCGGAGUUUGGCAGAAGGAGUAUGGAGUAUGUACAGCAGAUCAGUAUACUGAGGCCUAUCAGCAACUGUGUUCAUCUGAGACCCCUCCAAGCACUGCUAAUACCAUCUCUAGACAGCUGCUGCUACACAUCUCCCAGGAGGUGGCACUGUCAGCUCUCAGUUACCUCCUGAGGAACUGGGAUGAGGCUGCACCUGCCUUACUUCGCAGCCUCUACAGAUGUCAGCAAGCUGGGCAUUUCACUCUAAUGCAAGAUAUUGCUCGACUUUUGCUUCCAGAUGGCUGUGAGGAGCUGAGGAGUAACCUCAAUCCAGACAAUAAACACAGUUCUGCUGCUUUUGAAAGUCUCCAGGCGUACUUGGCUUAUAUGAAGCUGUAUGAGCUAUGGUGGAGUUGGAACAUGGGCCGCAAAUCGCAGGAGAUCAAGAUGGAGACCUCUGCUGGAAUAGAGGACGAUGUCUCAGGAGCAGUAGAGGACGUUCCAGAAAAAAUGUCUGAUUUUGGGGUGCUAUUUUCAGAACUGCACGUUGGCUUCCAGAAUGCACAACGGGAGAUUGCAGACGUUCAAAGGGCUCUGCGAGAGAUGAUACAGCAGCAUCAGAGGAGCCGGCAAAUCCAAGAUAACUCACUGGAGUUAGAACAAGACCCCGAUACGGCCUCAAUCCCAUCUCCAGAAGAAUGUCCUGACAGCAGAAGCCAAAUCUCCGCCCCAAGUCCUGUCUCCCUGGCUGAACUGAUGAAGAAACUUUCCUCUGCAAACCAUAAGUUAGCUGAAUAUCCAGAAUAUUUAAAGGUCUUGCCAUUUCCAGAUGUACUGGAGAGUUGUCUGGUGCUACUUAAUUUUCCUUCUUCGAAACUGACCUCUGAGUUACAGGCUCAAGCAAUAGAACUCCUACAGAGACACAGCUCAGGGUCACCUGAUCACUACAAAGUGGCCAGCAAGUUCCUGUCGUCAUCAUCAUCAUCAUAA
This is a messenger RNA of Staurois parvus, 3414 nucleotides long. Lineage: Eukaryota; Metazoa; Chordata; Amphibia; Anura; Ranidae. The record is from the annotation of a GenBank genome assembly.